AUGCCAAACAAGCAGGCCCAGGCGAUCUUCCUCAGCCACAACUUCCACUCCAUGACACAGGGCGACUCCUCCAUCGCCGAGUACUGCCAGCACAUGAAGACCCUCGCCGACGCCCUCCGCGACGUCGGCCAUCCCGUUCAGGACUCCCAGCUUGUCCUGAAUCUCCUCCAUGGCCUCAACCCACGCUACUCCAACACUGCUGACGACAUCGCCAACUUCACCGUCAGCUUCCCCAGCUUCACCCAGCCCCGCGACAUGCUAGCCUUGAAGGAGUUCGCCUCGCCAACGAGGAGAAGCAACGGCGGCGCCUUCAACCAGAACAAGGGCGGCGACGACAAGAAGAAGUGGAACGGGAAGGGCCGUGGCGGCCGGUUCCAGCAGCCUGCUUAUGGUGGACAACAGACCGGCUAG
Molecule: messenger RNA, 411 nt
Organism: Setaria italica (foxtail millet)
Lineage: Eukaryota; Viridiplantae; Streptophyta; Magnoliopsida; Poales; Poaceae
Exons: 2
Coding region: 1-411 (136 amino acids)
Source: RefSeq, a predicted model, not a curated record